Molecule: messenger RNA, 967 nt
Organism: Aphanomyces invadans
Lineage: Eukaryota; Oomycota; Saprolegniomycetes; Saprolegniales; Verrucalvaceae
Exons: 3
Coding region: 1-879 (292 amino acids)
Source: RefSeq, a predicted model, not a curated record
AUGCGACCUGCCCGAAGCUUCCAUGCGCACGACUUUGACUGGAACGAGCACGCAGUCAUGUGCCGCGCGCAACUCGCGUGUGCAGGCGAAGCCGACAGAGUAGAAGAGUACACUGGCGAAGAGCUCAGCACGAUGGCGCAGGAGCACUGGGACGCGUUUCACGCCAAGAACAACGGUAUCCGAUGGUUCUCACACGCUUGUGCACGUAAAACGUUGCUGUUAUCAGGCAAGGUCUACAAGCCACGCAAUUACCUGACCAAGGAGUUUCCAGACCUCAUUACGGCGACGAAAGUUUUGGAAGUUGGGUGCGGCUACGGCAGUGCCAUCUUCCCACUCCUGGCAGAGUGUCCAUCGAUGCAUGCCCAUGUGUUCGACUUCAGCCCCCAUGCAAUCAACAUCCUCAAAUCGAAUCCACUCUACGACCCCGCGCGAUGCUGCGCGUACGUGUGCGACAUCGUGACCGGCGCGGAUGACUUGGGCGUACCCCCCACCUCCAUGGAUGUCGUGUUGAUGGUAUUUGUGUUGUCGGCGAUUCCCCCGACGUCGUUGUCCCAGGUCGUGCAAAAAGUGUAUCGAGCACUCCGACCCGGUGGCGUAGUGUGUUUCCGUGACUACGGGCUCUACGACUUGGCCAUGAUGCGAUCGACCAAGAAGGUCCAUGCUGGUGCGCCAUGUCAUGACGAGAACCUCGGCAACGUCUAUUAUCGCGGCGACGGCACAUUGGCAACGUUCUUUUCGAUCCAAGAUGUCGCGGCGCUGUUUGUGGAUGGCGGGUUUGCUGUUGUCGAGAACGAUUACUGUACUGUCCGGCUGCGAAAUCGGCGGACGAACACCAACAUGGACCGCGUCUGGGUUCACGGGACAUUUGUCAAGCGAUGAACGAGGGGCACGCGGCUUUUCACCACCUCAUCCUUCGUUUUACAGACGUAAUCGCUCACGAUUGUAUACAUAUAUCGAGUGUGAUGCA